AUGUCUUCUCAAAGUUUGUCAGAAUAUGAACCAGCAGCUUGUCUAUCGAUACCUGAUAAACAAUUUUUUGUGGUUGAAUAUCCAGGUCGCGUCAAAAACAUUGAUAAAGUUUUAAAAACACUCGGAGGACAAAGAGGACUAAAUAGAGCAAUAAAUGAAAAUCUGGUUGAAUUGCGGUAUCGCGUAAAUGAUCCUUUUUGUCAUCCAAUUAAUGGCGAUAUUGUUCCCACUGCGAAUUUCUUGGUAAAAGUGACUCGUAGGCGAAAAAAACAAAAGAAAAAUGAUAAUGAUAGUAAUAGUCAUCAACGUGAAAGCGAUACAACUGAUGAAAGUAAUAUUAAAUAUGAAGUAAUGGGUAUUAUUUCAAAGACCUGCCGCUUUCGAGGAAUGGCGGAUUUUCAGUAUAUUGUAAAUGCGAACAAUCCGAUUCGUGAUUUUCGGAAAUCGCUUGAAAGAUUUGAUGUUCAAGAGAUAGAAAACUUUGAUUAUAAAACGGAAAAUGAAAAAGCAAAACCUCUUCCAAAUUUGCCUCCACCUUCGUUCUCAAGAGCCGAAUGUCCAAUGGAUUACGGUUAUCAACAAAAUACUGCAGUAAUCAAAGUUUUGAUUCAAAAAGAUGCUAAUCAGGAGCCAAUGCUAAAACUGAUCAAUCGUAGUCGUCGAUAUAAAUUUCUCGCGAUUUCUGUUUCUUUUGAUACAAGAAAUGUCCCUGAUAAACCUCCACCCGAUGUGACAAAAUACAUGCAAAAACUGCCUCAUGAAAGUCGUGAUCAACUUUUUGAAAACCGCCCGAUAUGGACUAAACUUGCCUUACAAUCCAAUUUAACAGUGGAUAAAAAAAUGAUCAAAAAACUAUUACCCUUGUAUGCGUAUUGGAUGGUAAAUGGACCGUGGCGAGAUUGUUGGAUUCGGUAUGGCUAUGACCCACGAAAAGACAAAGAUGCUAGAUUUUUACAACUUCUUGAUAUCCGUAACAAUAGACGACCGGUGAGAAUAGAACGGGCAAAACGGGUUUUGCGUGGACAAUCAGAUUAUGUUGUGGAUACUAUUGAGGAAUCAAUGAUUGUUAAUAACGAACCUGAAAACUCGACUUCCCUAUAUAAACACGUCUUUGAUGGAAAAACAAAACCCCGUGAUGUAGCCGUUUUCCAGAUGUGCGACAUUGAAGACUCACUCCUUAAGUCUUUAAUUGAAUCUCCGGAUGGAGUCGAAGAAAUAUGUCAAAAAUCGUAUGGAUUCUACAAACGAUCACACGUUGAAAAAAUGCGCAAGGUUUUGCGGCGUAAAGUUGCUGCAUUGGAAAAUGGUGUAAUAUUGGCUGACGAUGAAUUUAAAGAUUUAUUGGAAAAUGAUGAUGAUGAAAAUGAUGAAAAUGAUGAGAUUGAGGAUGAAAAUGAUGAGAUUGAAAAUGAAGAGAAUAUGAGACUAGAAUCAAAUCAUAAUAAAUCCCAAAAUGACCAAAUAGAAACCAGGCACGCAGAAAGACAAUCCAGACAAAAUAAUGGAGAAAUUCUGCGAGGGGAUGAUGAUGAACUUUAUCAGUUUGAAAACCUUGAAGAAUUCGAAAAUGUCGUGAAUUAG
This is a messenger RNA of Ambispora gerdemannii, 1581 nucleotides long. The record is from the annotation of a GenBank genome assembly. Lineage: Eukaryota; Fungi; Glomeromycota; Glomeromycetes; Archaeosporales; Ambisporaceae.